AACCUCUAAAUCACCUCUAGUGAGAGCUGAACUUCAAUCUGGAUUUCUAACUGCCCAUAGGACAUUUCCACUUGGAUACCGUGUUGUCAUUUCAAGAGAUGCCCUUUCAAGUUUGUCUUCUGGGUUCUAAGUUAAGAACCUUUCAAUUCUUCAUUCUUUCCUUUCCAUCACUGACUCAAUUUUACACCUUUCUUCUUACUGUUGUUGCCACUGAAGUCCAGACCCACGUCACCUCAAAGCCAGGUGACUAGGUGGUCUCCUACUUGUUCUCCCAGUCUGCAGUCACUAAGCCCUUCAAAUCCUUCCAACCAAAUCUUAUGCUGGUCACACAGAAGGUGUCCCAUAUAUGUAAGUGAAUACUGUGAAGACCACCUCCAUCAGUUCAGUAUAUAAGGCUGGAUUUCAUUCUACAGAUGAUUCAACUAAGGUCCUGAGGUUAAAUGAGGCCUUAAGACGCUGGCAGAAAGUUCUGGGGAAACACACCCAGCACAGGGCUCUUAUAUCAGAACUAGGAGGCGGGCUGUCGACCUGCCCCAGUACAGUCUAGUUUCCUGUCCUUAUUCUUAAACGUAAGAGCGCGUUAACAGUCACCUAAGGCUCACCCCUGGAUUUCCGAUUCGGUAGGGUGGGCCGGGGAGUUCACAUUUGAACUGAGUCUUCCGCCCCAUGGUGAUGCAGGCGACCAGGGGACCGCACCCUGAGAGGCAGCUGAGAAUUGGUUGACUUCACAAACGGCCUCCAGCCGUCCACCUCGGCCGCCACCAACGCCCAGGCUCCGGGCGGACCCAUCUCUGCCGCCGUCCGCCUGCCCCACCCGGGGCAGGCUGCGGGCAGACUUCGGUCGGAUGUAGACCAGGUGACUGAGGUGCCAUGACCAGCCACUACCUGGCUUCCACUUUGGCCAGCCACAGACACCCAAGUGAGGACCCAAGACUCCGGGACCUAGGAGCCUGUAACGCGGCCGCCCAUUGGCUCAGCUUGGCACUGCGAGGCCGGGGUACAUACAAAGGUUUGGAAGAUUGGCUGAAGCUCCGGGCGCUGCGGCCAAUUGGCGGAUAGGAUCGCGUUCUAGGGGGCGGUUUCCGCCUGGGCCCCGCCUCUUCCUGCGGCUCUCUUUCUCCCCAUCCGGUUCCGUCGGCCGCGCACCUGGAGGUGCCUCGGACUCGUCUCUGUUUUCACCUGCGCCGGGUUGAAUAAUCCUAGCUGCCAUCCUGGAUCACUCCCCCUCUACCUCGCCAGUGACCUGUUGCUCCAAAGCUGAAUAUGGGGCAAGAGGGGAGAGCAGGAGCGCUGCUGUCCUUGGAGCCUGCAGUGGCGGCAGCAAGCCACACGGCCACAACUGUGAGUCUUGGUCGCUGCGCAGACUCCAGGAGAGCAUGACUGACGAUGCGGCCAGGACCUUGGGGAGAGGGAGCGCCCCCCCAGGGCCUGUCCCAGAGGGCCUGAUCCGCCUCUACAGCAUGAGGUUCUGCCCCUACGCGCACAGGACGCGCCUGGUCCUCCAGGCCAAAGGCAUCAGACAUGAAGUUAUCAACAUUAACCUGAGAAACAAGCCUGAAUGGUACUUUACAAAGCACCCUUUUGGCAAAAUUCCUGUCCUGGAGAACAGCAAAUGUCAACUGAUCUAUGAAUCUGUCAUUGCUUGUGAGUACCUGGAUGACGCUUAUCCUGGAAGGAAGCUGUAUCCAUGUGACUCUUAUGAGCGAGCUCGCCAAAAGAUGUUAUUGGACCUAUUCUAUAAGGUCCCACAUUUGACCAAGGAGUGUCUGAUAGCAUCGAGAUGUGGGAGAGAAUGCGCUGAUCUGAAGCUAGCCCUGCGUCAGGAGUUCUGCAACCUGGAAGAGAUUCUUGGCUAUCAGAACACAGUCUUCUUUGGUGGUGACUGUAUAUCCAUGAUUGAUUACCUCUUUUGGCCUUGGUUUGAGCGGCUGGAUGUAUAUGGAAUAGCUGACUGUGUGAACCACACCCCCGCGCUCCGGCUCUGGAUCGCAGCCAUGAAGCAGGACCCCACAGUAUGUGCUCUUCUCAUAGAUAAGAACAUCUUCCUCGGCUUCUUGAAUCUCUAUUUUCAGAACAACCCCGAUGCCUUUGACUAUGGGCUAAGUUGCUGAGCCUUGCAGUCCACCCAUUCACCACCCAGAAUUCCCAAGCAUGUCGUGAUUCUGCAUCAGCACUUGUUUGGGUGGGGCAGUCAAUCUCUGUUCAUUUUCUUUGAGGUUCCCAAUAAACAUGGAGACAGAAUCAUUUCUGAUAAUCAUUUGUAUGGCUCCUCUAGCCCACAGCGUCCAGUGAUUCUCUAGAAAUCUCAGUGCUAGAUUGUCCAGGGACAUUUUGAGAGCCUGUGUGCCUCCCAGUUCCACGGUUAUCGACCCGGUUUGACCUCCAGGUUGUUGGUGUUGAGGUUCAAGGCCGCUCCAUCACUGGUGCUUGUCACUACAGAUGGCACACCCUCCACAACUUCCUGGGAAGAAAAUGCUUGCAGUCCAAAUACUCUCCCUCUGGCAGAUGAAAGCUGCAGUCCCUGUGGGUGUGCGCGAGUUUCAUUCUCCCUCAAACUUUGGCUGUGGGCCCGGGAGGCACCGAGGGUCCUGUGACUGAAAGAAUUCCAAAGCAGGAAAUUAAACACCCAUUAUCACCCUGGACUACCGACGUCAGAAUAUCACCGGUGCUGUCAGGGCUCAGGAUGGCUCACAAAAUGUUCUAUAGCCAACAUCCUGCCUUAAAAAAGGACACACAUCCCAAACCCAGUCAGAGGUAAAGGUCACUCUGUUGAAUUUGCGUCACAGACGCUUUCAAUUCAUCCCAACACAUGCCUCUGGUUGCCUGUUGUGUACCAAGCCUGGGCUGUGUGGGUGAUAAAGAUGACAAAGACAAAGGAGCCCCUGAUCUCUCCAGUCAUCUCGGUUGAGAUUUUAAACGUAGAGCUUUUGGAGCUGCUUGUCUUGCAGUGGGAAUGCUUCUCUUUUUUAAAAAAUUAUUUUUAAUUGAAGUAUAGUUGGUUUACAGUGUUGUGUUCAUUUCAGGUGUACAGCAAAGUGAUUCGGUUCUACAUGUAUAUAUUCUUUUUCAGAUACUUUUCCAUUAUAGUUUAUUACAAGAUAUUAAAUAUACUUCUCUGUUCUAUACAGUAGCUUCUUGUUGUUUAUCAGUUUUAUACAGAGUAGUGUGUAUCUGUUAAUCCCAAACUCCUCCUUUCCCCUUUGGUAACCAUAAGUUUGUUUUCUACGUCUGUGAGUCUGUUUGUGGGUUUUUUUGGUUUUUUUUUUUAAUUUUCCACGCCCCCUGCCUUGAUUUGUGCCAAAAUAAAUGAUGUUUCGCUUUUAAGAUCAAAAUCCAUUAGUCCUUGAUAAUAUGUAGGAAAACAAUUGGCUUUGUACAUUAACCUUGUAU
Globicephala melas (long-finned pilot whale) is the source of this 3390-nucleotide messenger RNA. RefSeq names its product glutathione S-transferase omega 2 (gene GSTO2). Gene Ontology annotation, cellular component: cytoplasm. Lineage: Eukaryota; Metazoa; Chordata; Mammalia; Artiodactyla; Delphinidae. The record is from RefSeq and is a predicted model, not a curated record. Gene Ontology annotation, molecular function: glutathione dehydrogenase (ascorbate) activity; glutathione transferase activity. Gene Ontology annotation, biological process: glutathione metabolic process; L-ascorbic acid metabolic process.